Trichoderma reesei QM6a is the source of this 2010-nucleotide messenger RNA. RefSeq lists its product as uncharacterized. The record is from RefSeq and is a predicted model, not a curated record. Bases 1 to 2010 code for a protein of 669 amino acids. The transcript has a single exon. NCBI's taxonomy places the organism in Eukaryota, Fungi, Ascomycota, Sordariomycetes, Hypocreales, Hypocreaceae.
AUGGCCGUCGCCAGCAUUCUCGGACAGUACAAACGGGCACAACCCUCUGCUGCCAUGACCAAAGAGGGAACAUCAAAGAACGAAACCCGCAGCAAGCCCUUGGGCCCCUCUCAUGACUACCAACGAUUGAAGAAGCUCAACUCUCAGCAGGCUCUUGACAACCCAGAUUGGCGAACGCGCCCUUCCGACUCCAGUGGCUCGUCGACUCGGGACGACGAACAGAAGCUGCGCGCCCUGAUCGGUGCUGCGAAGCAGUGGUCUGAGGUGGAAGCCUCCCCCAUCACUCCAUCAGCCGUGGACAAGGGCCACAGGAGACGCUCAUACGGCCCUCAGCCAACCACUGACUCGUCCCAAGAUGGUGCGACCGACAGCGAGUCGAAACACAAAAGGCGCAAUGUGUAUUCUCUGUCAUCAGAGUUGGAGCCCGCAAUCGUCAAGACCAUGAACGAGGAAAAGCCCGUCCAGUACGAGGUGUUGAAGCAGAUCUGCCUCUCGUCCUCGCGUGAGCAUCCCUUGAGCCUCUUUGAAGUCGUCCCUCUCGGCACAGUCUCUGGCUACCUGUCGCCAUCCGUCGUCGACAUUCGGCCCCUGAAGGAAAAUGUCGCACCGAGGAGAUCAUACACUGCUCAGAGUGAGCACAUGUCAGCGGCACUCAUGGUUGCCGGGAACACGCCCAACAAGGUUCGAGUCCUCCCAAAGCCUCCUGUGCACAAGGAAGAAGCACAGAAGAAGUAUACCACCCCGGACCGGCUGCAACAACGGAGCAAGGCCACUGAGCAACCGGAAACGUCUAUUACGCCAAAUAACAGGAGCGAUCCUCGUUCCAAUGAGCGGCUGUCUCCUGGCCAGACAGCACGUUUGGUGACCGAAGGAGGGCCUGCGGCAGCGGCCGAGGCCGAGCGAGACCAGGCCUUUCGGCGAUUUCUCAGAAGACUAGUCCAAAAGAACAAGGGCUUGCAGACUGAGAAGCCUCAGCAACGGACUGUUGGGUAUCAUGGCAAUGCAAAAGAAGACGAUCGACAGGGUUCAACUGACACCUGCGUGCUACGAAAUCGGGUCAAUGGGAGCGAUGGACGGAAAGAGAUUGCUUCGACAUACUUCAUGAACCAUCAGGCACGAAGCUCCGAGAUCUCUCCCAAGGACAAGCGAGCACGUCUUCCGGCUGGGGAAACUGUCAAGUUCAAGGACUUGAAUCCCAAGGCACGAGAGUUUCUGUCUUUUGUUAACCAAAGCCCCAACGCAGGGAACGGCAGCACGUUGGCUUAUCACCCGCUUCCACCUCUUCCAACCCAGGUAGCAAAGCCUGUCGUCGACAAGAAUGGGCAGCCUGAUGCCCCGUCUCUUUCCGGGUCUGGUCUGCCCAAUAUUUCUCCUCCUCCAGGACUCGGUCUGCCUAAUGUCCCUCCCCAUUUGGCGAUUGGGCUGCCCACUGGUUCUACGUUUCAGCAGCAGCAACUGCCACCACCAUAUGGGUUUAUGCCGUCUGCUGCCCCUGAUACGACGAUAGAGUCCAUGGCUUUCAACAACUCGAUACCAGGAAGAUUGGUGCCGCUACCAAUGACCACGGAUCACUCAGGGGGCCCAUUUCAGGCGCCUGCUAUACCAAUGCCGCCGCUGCCUCCGCUCCUCCCAGCAAUGUUUAGACCGCAGACGGUGAUGCAAAACAUGAUGGGAAAUACAAGCACAUGGGGCUUUCCGCCGGCGCCGAUGACGAGUGCUGCGUACCCCUGGAUGGGUGGUUCCAUCAGCCCAGGCUUCAACAUGCCUCCAUACCAGAUGCCGUCCAUGGCGGACAUCCACCAGCCACCGCAGCCGGUGCCCAAGCCUCGGCGUCCUGAUCCAGGAGAUCAACAGGCAUACGAGGCGUGGAUCGAGUGGCGCAAGGCCAACGAGCCGGGCUAUGCCCUCGAGUGCCGUCUCCGACAACAGCGACGAGCUCAGCGGAGCAUGACGGACAGGGGAGGGAGCAAGCACACCAUGCAGAAGAGCGAAGCUUCUGCUGCGUCGUGA